CGGCGGCCGCCCGUGUCGGCUCUCCCGAUGUGUGUGUGAGACGGCGGCUGCGGGAGGAGGAGGAGGAGGAAGGGGGAGCCUCCCGCCCCGGCCCCGCUCGCUCUCCGCUCCGGCCGCUCGUUGUGCGCGAGAGACAGACACACACAGCCCGCGCCCAUCCCUCCUCCCUCCCGCCCCUUCCCUCGCCCCGCAGCCCCAGGAGGCCGGAGCGGGCGCGGUGCUGCCACCGCGUCUCGGAGCUCCCUCGGCCCGGCCCGGCCACCGCCGCCGGAGGAGGAGGAGGAGGAGAAGGAGGAGGACGAGGCGGGCGGCCCAGCCAUGAGCGGCGGGGAGGUGGUCUGCUCGGGCUGGCUCCGAAAGUCACCGCCGGAGAAGAAGUUGAAGCGCUACGCAUGGAAAAGGAGAUGGUUUGUGCUUCGGAGCGGCCGUUUAACAGGAGAUCCAGAUGUAUUGGAAUACUACAAAAAUGACCAUGCCAAGAAGCCUAUCCGUAUUAUUGACUUAAACUUGUGUCAGCAAGUGGAUGCUGGAUUAACAUUCAACAAAAAAGAGUUUGAAAACAGCUACAUUUUUGACAUCAACACUAUAGACAGAGUUUUCUAUUUGGUGGCUGAGACUGAGGACGACAUGAAUAAGUGGGUUCGCAGCAUCUGCCAGAUCUGUGGGUUCAACCCUACAGAUGAGGAUGCUGUGAAGCCCCCAGCCAAUUCUUUACAAGCAUCUGCUGAGUUACCUUUGCCUAUCAACACUUCACCACCUUCCAUGCAAGCAGAAUCUUCUCUACCUCCUCCUUAUCAGCUUAUUAACAUCCCCCCACUGGAGUCUUCCUCUAGUCAAGAAGAUCCUCAGGACUACCUACUGCUAAUAAACUGCCAGAGUAAAAAACCUGAAUCUAUGAGCCAAGGGUCACCCUUUAUCUCUGAAGAAGGGCAGGAAUACCUUCUCUUAGAAGAUUUUGAAAGUAAAAAGGUUCCACUGCAAUCUCAUGCUGACUCUGCAAAAUCCAGCUCUUCUGAAACAGACUGCAAUGAUAAUGUGCCCUCCCACAAAAACCCCGCUCCAUCCAUGAGCAAGCAAGCUGUGAAUGGCUUUUUUCAGCAGCAAGGUGUCUAUGACUCUCCGCCUUCUCGUACUGGACUACCAUUGGCAGACUCCAGCCUUUAUAACCUGCCUAGGAGUUACUCACAAGAUGUUUUACCGAAGGCAGCAUCUCCAACAGGGACUGAUGCAGAAGGCGAGCAACAUGUUUUCAAUACGCCAUCAGCAACAUCGUCAUUAGAUGCACAGAUGAGGCACAUCUCCAUUAGUUAUGACAUUCCCCCUACACCUGGAGGUACUUAUCAGAUUCCAAGAACUUUUCCAGAAGGAACAUUGUCUCAGACUUCAAAAUUGGAGACUAUUCCAGAUAUUCCUCCACCUCGGCCACCAAAACCUCACCACGCUGCAGAUCGAUCUCCUGUGGAAACAUGUAGCAUUACUCGAACAGCUUCAGAUACUGAUAGUAGCUAUUGUAUCCCUACUGCAGGAAUACCGCCCUCACGCAGUAAUACCAUUUCAACUGUAGAUUUGAAUAUCUUUCGUAAAGAAAUUAGUUCUCAAGACUGUUAUGAUAUUCCACGAACGUUUCCGAAUGACAGAUCUAAUUCAUUGGAGGGCUUCCAUAACCACUUUAAAAACAGAAGCAUGUUGACAGUGGGAAGUGUUUCAAGUGAAGAACUAGAUGAGAAUUAUGUCCCAAUGAAUCCCAACUCUCCUCCACGACAGCAUUCCAGCAGCUUCACUGAACCCAUCCAGGAAACAAAUUAUGUUCCAAUGACACCAGGCACGUUUGAUUUUCCGUUAUUUGGAAAGCAAGUCCCUCCUCCCUCUCACAUGGGUUUCAGGUCCAGUCCAAAGACCCCUCCCAGACGGUCAGUGCCUACUGAAAAAUGUGAACCACCACCAGUGGAUCGGAACCUCAAACCAGACAGAAAAGGUCAGAGUCCUAAAAUUUUAAGACCUAAACCACAUGGUUUAGAGCGAACUGAUUCACAAACCAUAGGUGACUUUACUACAAGAAGAAAGGCAAAACCAGCUCCUCUAGAAAUAAAACCUCUGCCCGAAUGGGAGGAAUUACAAGCCCCAGUUAGAUCUCCUAUCACCAGAAGCUUUGCGCGAGACUCCUCCAGGUUUCCCAUGUCUCCCAGACCGGAUUCAGUUCAUAGCACAACUUCCAGCAGUGACUCGCACGACAGUGAAGAGAAUUAUGUAUCCAUGAAUCCAAAUCAGUCCACUGAAGACCCAAAUCUGUUUGGUAGCAACAGUCUUGAUGGAGGAAGCAGCCCCAUGGUAAAACCUAAAGGAGAUAAGCAAGUAGAAUAUUUAGAUCUGGACCUAGAUUCGGGAAAAUCUACCCCACCUCGUAAGAAAAAGAGCAGCGGUUCAGGCAGCAGUGUGGCAGAUGAAAGAGUUGAUUAUGUUGUAGUUGACCAGCAGAAAACACUUGCACUGAAGAGCACAAGAGAGGCAUGGACUGAUGGGCGGCAGUCUACAGAAUCAGAAACACCCACAAAAAGUGUGAAGUGAAAACUCUGCUUAUUCUUCAAGGAACAGAAAGGAAUGAAUUUCGAAGAUCUGACAAACCAUCGUGGCACUGUUGCUUGACUGUAUGGUAUUCACCAGUGUGUGAACAGGUUUUUGACUGAAUAGGAUGGAAGCCAAAGGACACUUCAUAAGCAUCAAUGGAGUUUAAGAUCAUAAAUUGGCUAUGUGGUCUCUGGAAAAUUUGCAACCUGUAAAUAACGUGUAAAAUAGUACCACUUUGCUUUCAGAAAACCUUUCGUUCUGUAGUUAACACAUUUGUAGUGUAUUACUAUGUUUAUGCACUUUUUCAGUUACAAUGUUGGUUCAGGUAUUCCCAGUUAGUGUACCUUGAUGCCUAAUUCAUUUGGAGAGUUUUUUUUCCUUACACUACUAUUCCUUACAAUUCUAGGUUAACUAAGCUACAUGUAGAUAUGGAAAUUAAUAUUUGAACUUCAUUUUAACAACUUAAAAUUGAUUUUUUGCAGAAAUACUUUCACAAUUGAAUAAUUUACUUGAAAUGUCAAGAGGUAACCGUUAGUUACGUACUUGUUUAUAUUUAAUACAUGCAAAAGAUUAUUUGGAAAUCUACAGGUUACCUUCCUAACAAAAAUUGCUGUGAUUUAAUAAUAAUGAACUAUACUGGGUUUAGACCUGCAAUACUGGCUAAUAUGUUAGUUGUUAGUGGUGGAACUUCUAUUGUAUUUUAUUAAUGACAGUGUUCUGUGUUUGAUAGGUGAAGAUUCUGCAGGGUGGGAUCUCACACUUUUUAAGACUGAGUAAUUAAAUAUCACGUAAGCCUGCAAACCACUGAUGGCAUGCAGUAAUAUUGUGAUCUCACACUUAUUAACAAAAAAUAACCUUUAUAUUAUUUACAGAAGGUAGAGUAUAUAAAUCAGGUACGUACCAAGCACUACUGUGCUAAUACACUGAUCAGGUUUAGACAAUGAGCUUUAGUUUUGUACUGUUUAGAAGUUCUAAUGUCGGUUUUCAGUUCAAGAUGAAUGGGACAGUUUGACGUUCACUGUUUAUAGUACUAGCAAAAUACUGUGAUUUUGAAUUAGACAUUAAUUCAAAUGGAAAUACUAUGUUUUGACACCGUAGUGCCCUUCUUACAAUCUUUAUUUUACUUUUAAUCUCCUGCUUGGCCUUAUAUUUAAAUCCCUAUGCAAAUGAUAUUUUAUAUCUCUGUUUUAAAAAUUAGAUAAUGUACUUAAAUGAUCCCCUUGUAAACCACUCGUUCCUCUUUCCUGGUACAGGAUUUUAAGCUCUGUAUACUGUGAUCCCUUAUUUUACUACGACAGUUCCAAAUAAUAAUCUGCCUUGAUUUAGAAACAAUUUUUUUUAUAUAUGGAAGAAAAUAGAUACAUGAACAGGAUAGAUCUAGGUAGAAAACUUACUAACCCCUUUUUUUUUUUUUCUCUACGCAACCGCCCUUAAGUAAGCUGUUGGUUUUGUUUUCUCACCCCAUUGUUUUGUUUUGUCUGUGUCACUUUAAAUUUUGAGUAUACAGCUCUUUUGUUUUCUGGCAUGUUGGCCUUAGUACUGUGCCUAAUCUACCAUUUGUUGGUUCUCUCCCCUCACAACCACAAUCUACCAUAUGUAAAUUAUGUUAUUUUUAACGAAGGUUCUUUUAAAAUUAGUAAUAUUUUGAUGCUUUUAAUGUUCAUUAAAAAAAAACACAAAAACAACUAAACAAUGGAUUUUGAGGUGAAUUUUAAAUAAAUCGAGUUGUUGAGUUUCGAUGUGUAA
Molecule: messenger RNA, 4311 nt
Organism: Coturnix japonica (Japanese quail)
Lineage: Eukaryota; Metazoa; Chordata; Aves; Galliformes; Phasianidae
Gene: GAB1
Product: GRB2 associated binding protein 1
Biological process (GO): signal transduction
Cellular component (GO): cytoplasm
Molecular function (GO): signaling adaptor activity
Source: RefSeq, a predicted model, not a curated record